AUGUUCCCGAGGGCAGGAGGCCUUUCUGCGCCAAAGCCUGCUGACAAAAAAAUUCAGGAGAUAUGUGACAGUGUAAAACACCAGGCAGAGAAAAAAUCUGGGAAAAACUAUGCUCAUUUUAAAGCUGACAGCUACGCGACCCAGACUGUGGCCGGGACCAACUACAUCAUUAAGGUCCAAGUGAACGGAAAUGAAUAUGUUCACCUUCAUGUUUUCGAAGGACUCCAAUGUAAUGGAGGGCACCUUGAGCUUAAAUCUAUGCAGGGAUCCAAGACCAAGCAAGACCCUAUUGUGCUCUUCUAAUAGGACUACAAAAGUAUACAAAGUGUUUCAUCAGUGCCGACAGGCUGGAGUCUCAUUAUAAUCAGUUAAAAUCAAAUUGUCCUGGCUCAAUAUAUAAAGCCAUAUUAUAUACAGUUCCCAUUGCUACCAUG
Molecule: messenger RNA, 434 nt
Organism: Monopterus albus (swamp eel)
Lineage: Eukaryota; Metazoa; Chordata; Actinopteri; Synbranchiformes; Synbranchidae
Product: cystatin-B-like
Exons: 3
Coding region: 1-303 (100 amino acids)
Cellular component (GO): cytosol
Molecular function (GO): cysteine-type endopeptidase inhibitor activity
Source: RefSeq, a predicted model, not a curated record